AUGGCUGAUAUUCCUGAGAGAGACUACCUGGCUUCCGCCCUGGCGGCAACAUGCCUACUCACGAUUGCGUAUGCUUUCGUGAAGCUCUUGCAGGUCGGGCGCCGACCAGCUGGUUUGCCUCCGGGCCCUCGAGUGCUUCCCUUGAUCGGAAAUCUGCAUCUCAUGCCCACAUUCAAGCCAUACAAGAAACUCGCCGAGUGGGGCAACCUAUACGGUCCCAUAUACUCGCUCAUGGUUGGGUCGAGCCCUCUCAUCAUGUUGCAGUCACACAAGGUCGCGAAGGAUCUUCUCGAUAAGCGGGGGUCGAACUACUCGUCGCGUCCGGAACUUUACAUCAUGUGUGACGUGGCAGGCCGCGGGCUUCGACAGGUUGCUAUGAAAUAUACUCCGACCUGGCGCCAGAUCCAUCGGGUUAACCACAAGAUCUUGAACGCCAAAGCAACGCAUGAUUACACGCCCUACCAGAAUCUGGAAAGCCGCCAGAUGCUGGUGGAUAUACUGGACAAUCCAGAUGAGCACAAGAGACACAUCCAGCGUUUCUCCAACGCCGUGACCUGCCAGAUGGUCUACGGUUUCCGCACGACAUCGUGGUCCGACCCCGAGCUGCAAAGUGUCGUUUCGCUCUUCGCAGACAACACUGCCCUCGCCGUCUCCAUUCCAGCCCGGCUGAUGGACUGCUACCCGGUCCUCCAGAAGAUACCGCAGCGCUUGCUACCCGUCUACCGAGAAGCCGUCGACAUCGAGCGGCGCUGCGCAUCCAUCUUCCUCUCACGCUGGCACGAGGUCAUCAGGAAGGUCCAGGACGGGAUCGCGAUGCCGUGCUUCGGGGCGUCGCUGGCCGAGGCGCAGAAGGCGGAGGGGUUCUCGGACGACCUGGCCUCGUACAUCGCGGGCGACAUCGUCGAGGCCGGCAGCAGCACGACCUCGGACGAGCUCUCCGGCUUCCUCAUGGCCAUGGUGACGCACCCGGCGGUCCAGCGGCGGGCGCAGGAGGAGCUCGACUCCGUGGUCGGGGGCGGCCGCCUCCCCGCGCUGGCGGACAUGGCGUCGCUCCCUUACGUCCGCGGCUGUGUCAAGGAGACGCUGCGGUGGAUGCCCACCACGGCGCUGCUGGUGCCCCACGCCCCGCUGAGGGACGAUGUCUAUGAGGGCCACGUCAUCCCCGCCGGCGCAGCUGUCGUCCUCAACGUCUGGGCGCUGAACAUGGACCCGGAGACCUGGCCGGACCCGAGGAGGUUCGACCCGCUGCGGUUCAAGGACGAGGCGAGGUCCGAGUAUGAGGUUGCCACAUCGAGCGAUCCUGCGUCUCGGCGGCAUAACUACGUCUUUGGUGCGGGCCGGAGACUCUGCCAGGGGAUCCACAUCGCAGAGCGAAGUUUGUUUCUGGCCAUGGCCUGUUUGUUGUGGGCUUUCGACAUCUCGACGCCCGAUCCGAGCAAGAUCGAUACAGAGCAUCUCAUCGGCGGGCUGGCGGUGGUACCCGCGCCGUUCGAGUGCCACAUCAAGCCCAGGGAUGCUCAGAGGGCGGACGUGGCAAGGCGUGAGUGGCGCCGGAUGCAGAGCGAGUUUCUCGACCCUGUGACGAAGCAGUGGAACCCCAACUCCAACGCCGGGCCGCUAAGCACUUAUGCUGAUGGCUAG
Molecule: messenger RNA, 1641 nt
Organism: Truncatella angustata
Lineage: Eukaryota; Fungi; Ascomycota; Sordariomycetes; Amphisphaeriales; Sporocadaceae
Product: cytochrome P450
Exons: 2
Coding region: 1-1641 (546 amino acids)
Molecular function (GO): iron ion binding; monooxygenase activity; oxidoreductase activity, acting on paired donors, with incorporation or reduction of molecular oxygen
Source: RefSeq, a predicted model, not a curated record